AUGAAGGAUUUGAAAAUGGUUGUAUUGAAAGGAGUGAGCCUCCUAUGUCUCAUAACUCUGUGCAACAUCAACCUCUCAACUGAAGUCUAUAUAGACAUUAACGAUUUAGAGGGGAAGGGUUUUAAAAUUUUAAGAUAUACCAAAGAAAAUAUGAAAAAAACAAUUAUUUACUCAACAGACAAUCUGCCUAUAACAGGCGCAUUGGAUAAAGGAACUAUAAUUUGGUACGAUUACCUGAGCGAAGAUUGCGAAAAGAUAGUCGUAACCGAAUUUGACAACUCCAACGAAGUACUAGUAGCAGUGGAUCUCAAAAAACCAAUGUUCGAUAAAACAAAAUAUUAUAUAAAACAAGAGGGUGAGUAUGUGAGAACGCCUCAAAAGGAGUUCAAACACAAAAUGUUAGUUCUAGUCGAAAAGCAAGAACAAGGAGCUGAAAAAACCUUUGAAGUUAAUGUUGAAAAAGCCUCAACAAGUAAAAAACCUGUAAAACGGAAGAAAACACAAAUCCAAAUCCAGGCUAAGCCUAAGGGUAAAAAAAGGAAAAAAACAGCCACAAAAACAAUAAAAAAACGAACUAAAGAAGAUUCUGAAACCAAAAUUUCUUCAAGUCCUGAAUGUGAAUCAAAAAGUGAUAAAUUACGUUCUAAAAUAGAUGAAUCAAUUCAUGAAAUUGAUGAUUUAACUUCUGAUUCUAGAUCUGAAAGUGCUCAUUCAAGCUCCAAAAUUGAAAAGUCCAGUAGUUAUUUUACUUCUGAAUGUCAAAAAUCAUCUUCUAAAAUUUCUGAUUCUAGUUCUAAAGUUAAGUUGCAAGAUGGUUCUGAAAUUAAUUUAACAGACGCUUCAAGUGGUUUAUUGAGUGAUAUACCGAGUGUUAUGACCUCCGACAGGUCCGUUACGCCGGUUAUAACCCCAAUUCCAACACCAUCUCAAGCGGUUCUUGAGGCUUCAGAACACGAAUUUGAGCCUGAAAUUAUCCCAAUAGAAAUAUUAUCGGAUAGUGAUAUGGAUGUUGAUGAACCUGAAAAUACUCAAAUUAAAUCUGAUGCCAUCACUCAAACUGAUAUAAAAAGGACUAAAAUUGGUGAAACUCAAACUGACUCCCACAUGGAUAGAUCAACAGAUGAAAAGAAAUUAGAAGCUGUUGAAUUAGAAAGAAAGAGUUCAAUAAUGGCUGAGGGUGGUUCUCAUGGCAAGUUUGUUCCAUUGAAGAGGAGGGCAUUUCCAACAGACUUAUAUCACCAGGAUUCUAGUUUGGAGUUUGAGAUUAGAAGGAGGCUUAGGAGCUCAAAAGGGCCAAAAAUGGCUGAAAAAACUCGAUCCACAUACCUGAGGACUAAAAACAUUUUAGACAUCCUAAACCCCAAAAAUAACCCCCGCAUAUCUUGUCAUUAUGAAAUUAAUGACGGAAUUACUUCAAUGUUAGUAAGGGUAAAAGGGGAUAAAGUGGUAAAUUACAUUGUUGAAGGUAAACACAUUAUUCACAGGUCGACAAAUGGGAAGUUAUUAUCUUUAACGGUAUUUUCACUUUCGGGGGAGAUGAAAUUAUUGGAAAUUAUAAUGGAGGAAUCGAAUGGAAAUUACGUAAGACAUUACAAGAGAGGAGUUAUUUUUUGGGUGGAUUCAGAUGCAGAUUCAUUUGAACAAUCUUAUUUAGAGCUUAAAAGUGAGAUUAAACAUAUUUCAGAUGUUGUUUUGGACAUUAGUGUUGAAACUGAUGAUGACAUAUUUUACUGCAGAAGUAGUGAACAAAAUGGAAUUUAUAAUUUGGUUUAUUACCCUAAAGCUGGGUACCAUUUGAAGAAAAUCAAAUGCGUUUCUACUUUAGUAUGGAGUUCUGAGACGAGAAGAUGUCUUUCUACAGUUUUAACAAUGGAUAAAAAUGAUAUCAUCAGACUAAUUAAGCUGGAAUUACUCGAUCCAACUGAUAACAAUAUUAGUGAGUUGCAUUUUUUCUGGUCAAAUGGUGUUUUCAUGUUAGUUUCUGAAAGUUUAUACCAAGAAAUUUUGGAAACUGAGUUAACAGAUUAUUCUCAAAUAGACUAUGAUUCUGAUGAUUCUGAUUAUUUUCAUGAUCCAAGUCCUAUUAAACAGUCUAAACCAACUCACAUCGAAUCUGAGUCAACCCAGACAAUUAAAAUAAGUAAGCCUAGUGAAACUACUAAACCAGAAGAGAUAGAAACUACUAAACCAGCAGAGUUAGAACCAGAAAAUAUUCCAGUGGAACUAGAAUCAGAUGAUGAACCAAUUGAUCUGAGUAUUAAACAAAACUCUAUAAGUACUGAAUCAGCAUCGGAAGAAAUAGAUCCAGAAACUACUGAAAUGGAAGUAGGAUUAUAUAAUGACGUAGAGAAACCAAUUGAUCUGAGUAUUAAAGAUAAAUCUAUAACUACUGGACCUACUGAAUUACAAGCAGAAACUAUUCCAGUGCAAGUAGAAUCAGAUGAUGAGGAAAUUGAUGUAGUAAAUGUAUCAGAAGAAGAAAUCGAUAGUGUAACUGAACAGACUUGUGUAGAAAGUGAUAAAGAUAAAGAAGUAAAUGUUAAAAUCCCGCCUCUUAGACCUAUACCUAUCAGGCCAAUUCCAUCAAUACCAUCCACAAUUCCAUCAAUACAAUCCACUAUUCCUCCUAUUCCUCCUACUUUUAUUUUUUCCAGUACUCAUACUGGUGCUCAAGAAAUGCAUGAAGAAAGGAGUCCAGAAUUACCCGAGAAAAGUGAUAAAAAAGGGGAGAAACAUAAAAAAUUUGGAAAGACUAAGACACCUGAGAAGCCCAAGGUACAGGAUGCGAAAGGUAGCUCUGUAAUUACUGCUAAACCCACUGCUAGUAUUUAUAUUGAUAGCGAUAAUGAUAGCAGAAUUGAGGAAGGUGGUAUGAUUAGUGAAGAAACAAUUAGUGUUAGUAGUGAAAGUGAUGAUGAAGAUUUUACGAUUCAAACGUUAGUAUAUCCUAAUGCGUUAAUGGAUAUGGAUAUAUUGGAAAAUAAACGGUUUAUUGAAGAGGAACACGUGGGAAUUAAAUGCAGAACAUUUUAUCCUGAAUAUGGACUCGGGUUUAAGAGUAUUUUGGCCAAGGGUCAUAGAAUUUGGUACGGAUGGUACUAUGAGUUUAGUAAUUUUGUAAGAAUUUACGAACCUGAGGGAGGACCUAUUCUCGGCCUUUUUAGGACAAUCAAAAUAAAACCAUUUAAAAUCAAAAAAUGUUACUUUGUAGAAUUAUACAAUGGGAAAUGGGCAAUCACUAAUGAACAAAAUUUCAAAAUGCUUAUUCAACAAUAUGUCAAAUCGGACUCAGAUAAUGAAGAGAAUAAUAACAAUUAA
Theileria annulata is the source of this 3318-nucleotide messenger RNA. RefSeq names its product Tash-like protein, putative. Bases 1 to 3318 code for a protein of 1105 amino acids. NCBI's taxonomy places the organism in Eukaryota, Apicomplexa, Aconoidasida, Piroplasmida, Theileriidae. The record is from RefSeq and is a predicted model, not a curated record. The transcript has a single exon.